AACUCUAUUUUUUUACCUUUCAGUUGAAUAAUAUGAAGAACUUGAUCAAUAUUUGUAAUAUUUGUACUAAACUAAUAUAAAUAAAUAUAAUGCUACUUACCAUAAUAGUCCUAGUGUCCUUAAAAAAUAGCCAGGCUGUUCUGACUGAAGUUACAAACACGUCGAAAGGACUUGUCCAAGGUAAGAUCUUUAAAACCGUCGGAGAAGAGUUGGAGUAUUCGAUUUACUUCGGAAUUCCUUUUGCAAAGCCGCCUGUUAAUCAGCUGAGAUUUAAGCCUCCUGAAGAAGCUGAGCCUUGGAAUGGCGUUCGAGACGCCACAAAGGAACCUAACCUUUGUCCUCAGAAAAAUCCAUUUAAAAAUUAUACUUAUGAUGGUGAUGAGGACUGUCUUUAUCUAAACCUUUAUACUCCAAAAAUAAAUUCAACAGACACUACCAAACGAGCCGUAAUGGUUUGGAUCUACGCCGGAGCGUUUGUAUUCGGUUCAAUCAGCCCGAACGCUUACGGCCCAGAUUUCCUCAUUGAAGAAGACGUAGUAGUUGUCAUGCCGAACCAUCGCCUAGGAGCUCUUGGUUUUCUGUCCUUGAACCACGAAAACGCAAGUGGAAACGCUGGCCUUAAAGAUUUGGUCUUUGUGCUACGUUGGAUCCAAGAAAACAUCGAAAACUUUGGCGGGGAUCCUGAAAGGGUUACAGUUUUCGGUGAUAGCUCUGGAUCUGCUGUAGUAGGCUAUUUAGUACUUUCUGAUUUAGCAACAGGUCUCUUUCAUUCUGCAAUCAGCAUGAGCGGAGUUCCUUUGAAUAUCUGGGCAUAUGAGCCGCCAAUAAUCGCUCAGCUCCGUGCAUUUAUGCUUGGAUUUUCUUUGGGAAUCUUCACUUUGAAUAAAGAUAAUCUUCUGGAACAACUCCAGAACAAAUCUGCUGAAGAUAUCAUUAAGGCGACUAAAUCAUUAUUACCCAUAGAUGUCCUAUCAUUUACGCCAACAACAGAGAACCCUACAAUAUCACCAAUGCCCUUCCUUACCGACUGUGCGCUUGAAAAGUACAAAUCUGGUAAUUUCAACCAAGUACCUCAAAUAAUUGGAUUUGUUGAUUCCGAAUUUUUAUCAUUUGUGGCAGAAAGCGUACAAUUACCAAUGAUAAACAUGAUCCUCGACGGCCUAUUUGACCUUCCGUUGCUCCGCGAGGUUAAGAACAUCAACCUGAUCUCCAGUUUAGCCAACUGGAUAGUCGGAAAACUCGGAGGGUUGGUAGACAACACCAUCUACGGCGUCAGUAACAUAACCUCCGACUUGUUGAUGAUUUUCGAGGUCGACCGGACCCAGAGAUACUUAACCACCGCUAGCGACGUCCCUGUUUAUUAUUACCGCAAUUCCUUCGACCACCGCAAUUCUAGGCACAGGGCCAUGGGAUACGACCUAGAUGGCACUGCGCAUGCUGAUGACGUCCACCAGAUCUUCUGGCCCACGCUUCCUAACUUCAAGCUUCCUUUGAAUGAUAGUCGUUUGACUACUCAAAGGCAGCGGAUGGUUAGGAUGUGGUCCAACUUUGCUAAAUACAGAGAUCCAACGCCAAACGGAACAAUGGAUCCGCUUCUAAACAUCACUUGGCCGCCAUCUACCGUCGCAGGAACUUGCCUUGAAAUCAACACAACCUACUCUAUCGGCCCUCGGCCAGUAGGAUUACUAGUUGAUGGAUUGGAGACGGUUCUUUACCCUCUACUAGGUUUAUUCAAAGGAUGCUUCCAAAAAACUGGUAUUUAUCAUAAGUAUGUACUUUGUUCGUCAAAUGUAAAGCAGGCUAUAAAAGCGCUAGUCUAUCGUUGGUUGUUAAUUUUAAAAAAACACGUGUUUAAAAUGAAGCUCCUAGUUAAACUUAUCAUUUAUAUUUCCAUGUUUAACACAUCCGUUUUUGCACAAUUUUCUCGGAGUUCUUUUAGAGAAUUCCUUCAGGAGCAUUUUCCUUGGGGAUAUCCUUUCUUUGCUAUGAAUUUAACGAUGUCAGUGAUGACUACCAAAGGAUUUGUCCAGGGAAAGUUGUUAUCGACAGUCGGUAAGGGCGUGAGGUACUCCAGUUUCUUGGGAAUCCCCUUUGCGCAGCCGCCUGUUGGCAGUCUGAGAUUUAAGCCGCCUCAAGAAGCAAAUUCAUGGGGAGGAUUGUACCCAGCUUUGGAACAAAAAAAUGACUGCCCACAGUUGGAAGUAGCCACUGGCGCCAUCGUCGGUAAAGAAGACUGUCUUUAUUUAAAUGUCUACACCCCGAAGGUCAGCAUAACGGACAUGAAGAAGCGUGCGGUGAUGGUUUGGAUCUUCGGAGGAGGUUUUGUAAGUGGUUCCAGCAACCCUAAGACUUAUGGCCCGGAUUUUCUGAUCGAGGAAGAUGUAGUAGUUGUUGCGAUGAACUACCGCUUGGGAGCGCUGGGGUUCCUGUCCUUGAACCACACUAACGCUACGGGAAAUGCUGGACUCAAGGACCAGAAGAUGGCGCUGGAGUGGGUGCAGAAGGAGAUCGAGAGCUUCGGAGGGGAUCCGAAGAAGGUUACUGUUUUUGGACAAAGCGCGGGAAGUGCUAGUACUUUGUACCAGGUUCUUUCAGAGGCAUCUAGUGGACUGUUUAGGUCCGCCAUUGCUAUGAGUGGGUCGCCAUUGAAUCACUGGGCAUUCACGCCACCUUCAGAAGCUGUGGCUCGCGCUUUUACUUUUGGAAGAAGCCUUGGAGUCGAUACUACAGACCCGGAGGUUCUUUUAAAGAAGCUUUAUAGUUCUUCUGCCGAAGAACUUGUCCUAGCGAUGACUAAGAGUACUAACAUCUUUGUGCCGUAUUUGUUGCCAACCCUCGAAGAUCCCAAAGCAGAGUCACCAUUUUUGACGCAAUGCUCAGUCGAUAAGCUAAAAACCAACAAUUUUAACCAGGUGUCGGUAAUGUUAGGAUUUACUAACCUAGAAACGUUGUUCUACAUUGGAAACAAAAAACUUGCACGAGAUGGAAUUAUCAGCGUUGCCCUUGAAAUCGUCAAAAAUAUCCCAGAGCUGCAGGAUACCGAACAAGUUAAAUUUCUCGAAGAAAUUCAAGCUCGGAGUAAAAACAAUGAGACUUUUUCUAAUGAUGAAAUCUACAAGAUAUGUAACAUCACAACCGACAUACUGUAUUACAAUGAAAUAGACCUAACUCGGCAGCUUUUAGCUUCUAAGGUUCCAGUUUACUUCUAUCGGAACUCAUUUGACUACCCUCAAGCUCUGCAUAGAGUAAUGGGGAACAAUAUCAACGGCACUGGGCAUGCAGAUGAUGUUCUGCACGUCUUUUGGGCAUCUAACCUAAACCAGCCGCUUGACCCCAAGAGUGACAUCGGGAUCCAGCGGAUGAAAAUGGUCAAAAUGUGGACCAAUUUUGCGAAAUAUGGCAAUCCAACGCCUGGGGAUCUUGACCCGGUUUUGAAGAUAAAAUGGCCGCUUACGGAUUCAGAAGGGACUUACUUGGAAAUAGACAACGAUUACACCGUGGAAAAGCAACCGGUUGAUGAUUUUGUGGGAUAUUUGCAACGUGUAAUUGAACCUUUACUGGGUGAACAAAAUGGAUGCCGUGCUACGUAACUAGUCUUGGAACUAAGACACAGUGCCCUCUAGCGGAUGAAAUUGAAUUUAAAAUUUUGUCCGGAGAUCUUUAAAAUCAUUUUGUUUUGUGGGAAGGGGAAGGAUUUGUGAUAAAAGACUAA
Cotesia glomerata is the source of this 3712-nucleotide messenger RNA. RefSeq lists its product as uncharacterized. The coding region runs from base 90 to 3590 and encodes 1166 amino acids. The record is from RefSeq and is a predicted model, not a curated record. NCBI's taxonomy places the organism in Eukaryota, Metazoa, Arthropoda, Insecta, Hymenoptera, Braconidae. The transcript is spliced from 12 exons.